GCCUCCACCCCCCUUGAAAGAGUGGGACUCGCAGCGCUUCGCCCUUCCGCCACUAGGCGACGCCCUUUGCAGCGGAGCGCUCGUUCGUUGGAACCCAGGUCUCCAGAACCGCGCGUCCAUUUUCGUUCCUUGAAAGCGACGUUCCGUUUGAAAGUCUUAUUUGCGGAUAGAUAUGCAGGCACUGGAAAGUAUUCGACAGACCCUAUCCAACCUGGAGCCCCCGCGGAGUCACCUUCUGGCUGCGUCCGUAGUGGGGUUCGGCGGCCUGCUGGCUUGCUAUGUGGCCUGCCGGAGGAAGACCAAGGCCAUUCCUAUGGGCAACGGCUGGUGGGGGAGGGGGCAGAAGCCACUAGCAGAGGAGGAUGAGCGGAUUCACCACUUUGAGGUCAAGACGUCAGACGAAGAAAUUCAGGACCUUUACAAGCGCAUUGACCAAACCAGGUACACUGACCCUCUGGAGGAUGCGCGGUUCCAUUAUGGCUUCAACAGCACCUACCUCCGGAAGGUGGUCUCCUACUGGAGGAAUGAGUUUGAUUGGAAGAAGCAGGUCAAAGUCCUCAAUAAAUACCCUCACUUUAAAACCAAAAUCGAAGGACUGGAUGUGCACUUCAUUCACGUGCGUCCCCCCAACCCCCCCGAGGGCCAGAGAGUCAGAGCCCUCAUGCUGGUCCACGGCUGGCCUGGUUCCUUCUUUGAGUUCUACAAGAUCAUUCCCCUGCUGACCGAGCGCAAGGAUGGCUUGGUGUUUGAGGUCAUCUGCCCCUCCAUCCCCGGCUAUGGUUACUCCGAGGCACCCCACAAACAGGGGUUCAGCGGCAUAGAUGCCGCACGCAUCUUCCUCAAGCUGAUGGAGCGACUGGGCUUCUCCGAGUUCUACCUGCAGGGCGGCGACUGGGGCGCUCUCGUCACCACCGUCAUGGCCCAGAUGAAACCAGAGUGUGUUAGAGGCCUGCACCUGAACUUCUGUAUGGCGAGGAGGAGAGGGUUGAGCAUGAUGCUGUCGCUGAUGAUUGGGCCCUACCUGCCCUUCCUGGUAGGCUUCACCCGAGAGGACGUGAAGCGGCUUUUCCCCUUCAUGGAGAGGAACGUGUACGAGCUGCUGCGGGAAACGGGCUACAUGCACAUCCAGGCCACCAAACCCGACACUGCAGGCUGUGGGGUGAACAGCUCCCCUGUGGGUCUGGCCUCCUACCUCCUGGAGAAGUUUUCAACCUGGACCGACUUCAAGAACAGGGAUCUCGAGGAUGGGGGAUUGGAGAGGAAAUUUACCCUUGAUGACCUCCUCACGAAUGUCAUGAUAUACUGGACCACGGGCACCAUCGUAACCUCGAUGCGCUUCUACAAAGAGAACAUGAACAGAAACGUACAAAACAGGCUGGACUUCAUGAAUGAGGUGUACGUUCCCACGGGGGUGGCAGCGUUCCCCAACGAGUUGAUGCACUGCCCGCGGUCCUGGGCCAGCCUGCAGUACAAAAACAUCCGCUCCUACUCCUACAUGGCGCGGGGCGGGCACUUUGCCGCCUUCGAAGAACCCCAGCUGCUGGCUGAUGACAUCAGGCAGUUUGUGAAGCAAGUGGAGAAACCGUGAUGUUGCCACGCAGGAGGGAUCCUGGACAAGCAGGAGUUUAUUAAUCAGUAUUCCUGACUGACAUUCCUCAAAAGUAUUGAUAGCUACCAUAAGAUGAAAAGUUGAUGCACUGAAAGUCAUAUUUUCUGAAAUUUCUAUGUAAGGGUGUUAACAUAUCCUUCUGAACAAUUUGAGCUCAGAUUUCAUUGUAUGUCAUUAAUUGC
Messenger RNA from Scleropages formosus (Asian bonytongue), 1791 nucleotides. It is a transcript of the gene ephx5, whose product is annotated as epoxide hydrolase 5. Lineage: Eukaryota; Metazoa; Chordata; Actinopteri; Osteoglossiformes; Osteoglossidae. Bases 173 to 1588 code for a protein of 471 amino acids. The transcript is spliced from 9 exons. The record is from RefSeq and is a predicted model, not a curated record. Gene Ontology annotation, molecular function: epoxide hydrolase activity. Gene Ontology annotation, biological process: epoxide metabolic process; arachidonate metabolic process.